Messenger RNA from Mycena citricolor, 879 nucleotides. NCBI's taxonomy places the organism in Eukaryota, Fungi, Basidiomycota, Agaricomycetes, Agaricales, Mycenaceae. The record is from the annotation of a GenBank genome assembly.
AUGUCGUGCAGCCUCGAAUCGAUAGAGAUAACCCCUGGAACCCCUAGCCCGGACUCUUCCAUCUACAAAAGUUCCCCCGCACAUGCGGAGCCAUCUCCAUCAGUCUCGAUGACAGGACCUUGCCAGGCGUCCAUGUCAGAUGCACCCCCCGCUGCACCCCCUGCUGGGCAUCCCGUGGCACCCCCCGCCGCACCCCCCGCUGCACCCCCCGCUGCACCCCCCGCCGCAACCCCCACCUCGUUCAUCCCUGCCAACCGCACCAUUGAAUCUGAUGACCAGUUUUCACUGAUUCCUGGAUCUGCAAAUAGAGUCCUACAAAGUCGGUGUCCUUCGUGCUUCUCCCUGAAGGAAUGGGGCCGUCCACUUGCUAUUGGUGGGGAUGUACAGUUUGGUGCUGAUGGUUGCUUCAACUAUCGCCAUCUCCGCGCUGCUGGCAACGGACCGUCUUUGUUCAGUCAGGAGUACUUCUUGACACCUGAAGAGGUUCACAAGGUCAAAGAAACUGUGCUUUUGGCAAGGAAAUCUCCGAAGCCCCUAAAAGAGUUUCCAAUUUCUGCUGAUAUUGUGGAGGCCUGUGGAGAGUCAUGGACUGCUGCAAAUGAGAACAAACAAAAGGGGGACCCAAAGCGCUAUGACUCCACUGGCAUCUUUGCACUGACAUGUCGUCAUUCGCAAGUCCUGUUCAUGUGUGACAUAGACACACCAGGAGAGCAGCAGCACUACAUAAUUGCGCUCUUGGAGAAGGUGGCUUCACUGCUGCCAUCCAAUGCGACCAUUACACAAUGCUAUGAUAUUGGUUGUGUUCUUGACCGGAGUAACAAUCUGGUGCGUGCAUUUCCAUUCAUGGACUGCUUUCUCCGCCACCAUCACAUAUCUUAA